UUCAAACUUAUCCAGUGAUGACCCUUGGCCGAUCAAGAGAUAGCAAGUUUUGAAUAAUGAUAAUAGAUAUAAUUAAAUCAUAAUUAACGUCAUUAACCAUUGGUGUCGUGCAAAUUUAGACGGAGGAAGAAAGAGAAAAGACCUGCCUCUAAAAACUCAGGAAAACGUGAUUAAAAAAACCCUACACUGAUGGUAAAGCGUCGAACCCACUCUCAUAAUCUUUGAUUACUGCUAGAGUCUUGAGGUUACCAUAUAUCGUUACAGGUGACUCGUGUCCAAGCGAUGUAGCGCGUCAGGUUUGAAUUGUUGAUCAGGUUAAAUCCCCAUAUCAAAUUAAAGCUUAUAGAGCUGGUUACCAAACUAUACCAAGAAUUUUGAAAUAAAAUGAAUUGCUGCAUUUUUCACGACUUCUAAAUGUGAGUGUCCGGAUCACCUUUUAAAAGCUGUAAUUCAAAAGGAAUAGGCCGUAUUCGUCGAAUUCUCUUAUUGCGCUGGAAAAUGGAGGCUCAUUCGGGAGGAUAUCAUUAAAAGGAGAUUUAUGUCAUUUGCAUUUGAAAAGACUCGCCGCUGUUAGUCUCAGUUACAAGCUAGUUCCAGUCCAAUACCGAGAAUACGAAUAUGGUAUAUUUGUCCGUUUGCCCUCAAAUGGACAGUAGUAGCUAGCUAGUUUGUUAUACUAACAGCGACAACGUGCCUGCGAAUUUCAUUUUUCGAUAUGUGCUUUUUUUUUUCCUCCGGGAGCGAUUUUUGUACGAUCACUUCAUAUUUUGUUAAUCCUAUUUCGAAAAUCUUCUGCAACUAGUGGCAAAACACGGACACGUUUCCUUAACGAUUUGGGUCCUGCUGACUGAGGAAAAAAAUGAGUUAAGAAAAACCAAAUUUCCCUUGACUUACAAGUAGCUUUUAAAGGGUGAUUCGGAUGCUCGCAUUUAGAGGCCUCUUUUCCUCAUCUGACGGUACCAUGCAAGACAGUUUCUGCUUCUAAAAUUUCAAAGAGGGCUAGCUUAUCUUUAAACUGUUGCGUGUGCAUGGCUGUCGAGUUAACCCAGAUUGGACCGGAUCGAUAGAAUUACUAAAAUCUAGGGAGUGUUUAAAACACGAAAUGGCACUAUGGUUAGCCUAAGUAGUGUUCAGUUUAGCCUAAUUAUUAUCACUGACUCGACAGUGGUUAGCUGUCAAUAAUUGUGAAGUUUGUGGCAUAUCGUCAUUUCGCCAUUUCUUGUUUUAAACACGCCUCAAAAUCUGGAUUGAACAAAAUUGCUAGUGGAUCGGAUCGAAGCCAAGUAAACCUGGAUGGAUUGAACUUUCAGUGGUAUCGCUUUUUAAAUUCCCCACAGAACAAUCACGUGUUUGGUAGCUGGGUGAUGGCUGAUAAUAAUCAUGUUAAACGACAGGCCUUCACAAACCUCCCAAGGAAAUGCGUGCUGAAUUCAAAGCAGUUCCACGCAUGAAUGUCUUUUUACGGCAAGCAACUCAAGCUCGCUGACAUAUCAAGAACGUAGCUUUUCUACUCCUUGAUGCAGACUUUUUUUCUGAAUUGAUCGCUGUGGAUAAAUAACUUUCCCGCAAUUUUUUUCUGCACAGUGUUUUUUUGGGGGGAAGUAUCCAAGGCCAAAACCGCCAGGCUUUCCAACGUUUUACUCGUGCAGCCUGGAGCAAGCCUGGAGCGAGUUGCUGCUCCAAACCAAAAUGGCGGACGAAUCGUUGUAGAAACUGUAGCUGGCUUCUCGUAGGCGAGAUGUAUCCUUUCUUGACCUCAAAAUUGUGCACAUCUCAUUUACGGAGUCAUGUUUUCUCUGGCUUUCCAAGAAUUACUUCAAUUAGCAGCAGUUACAGGACAGCAAUCACCAGAGGACAACCAAUUUCAAAACUCUUAGCAAAGAAUACUACAAACAACUUUGGCACUAGAUUAAGAACUUUGCACAUCUGGAAAUUUUUAGAACAGAACCCAAAAUGUUCAGCCAGGCACUGGUCAUUUCUUAAAUAUACAGGACUUUUAGCUGUUGGAGCACUAGUUGUCAGAUCAAAGAUCUCCAGCGCACACUGUGGCUUGAAGUUAAGCCACAAAUCAUCUUCACACCACGUAGAGAAGAAAGGCAAAGAAGGAGAGAAAAAACAGCCAAAAUUUGACUUCAGAGAAUUCUGGAAGUUCCUAUGGCCAGAUUUAUGGCUGCUAUUGUUGGCAGGUUUGAGUGCUUUUGCAGUUGCCAUGGUGAACAUUGAAUUGCCACUGUUGCUAGGAAACCUGGUAAAUGCAGUUUCAAGUUUAACAGGUGGAGCUCACAAUAAUGAUUUUUUUCAAGUAUUAAGAGAGCCUGCUGUGAAACUGAUAUCAAUUUACGGAGCUCAAGCAGUUCUUACAUUCUGUUACAUUUCAUUUCUUUCAUGCCUUGGUGAGAGGUUGGCAGAAAGAAUGCGUAAUGCUUUAUUUGCGUCAUUGAUACGACAAGACAUUGCUUUCUUUGAUAGUCAUAAAACUGGAGAACUAGUUAACAGAUUGACAGCUGACAUCCAGGAUUUCAAGAGUGCAUUCAAGCAGGUCAUUUCUCAAGGCUUGCGCAGCACAACACAGACGAUUGGUUGCGUGGUGUCACUCUACAUGAUUUCACCUAAACUCACUCUUAUGAUGAUGGUUGUGUUACCGACUGUCAUCAUUGGCGGCACUUUGUUUGGGUCACUGUUAAGGAGGCUUUCCAGGGCAGCUCAAGCACAGGUUGCCAAAGCAACUGCUGUGGCUGAUGAGGCACUGGGAAAUGCGCGAACAGUGAGAGCUUUUGCUAUGGAGGACAAAGAAACAAAACUGUAUCAUGAUGAGGUAUCCAAAUCUAAGACACUGAAUGAAUUGCUGGGAAUUGGAGUUGGAGCUUUCCAGGGUAUGGCCAACCUGGCUAUUAAUGGCCUUGCAUUGGUUGUGUUAUACUAUGGAGGAUCACUUCUUGCCAAUGGGGAAAUGGAACCUGGGGACUUGAUGAGUUUCCUGGUGGCUACACAGACCAUUCAAAGAUCAUUAGGCCACAUGUCUCUCUUGUUUGGUCAAGUUGUACGUGGCAUGAGUGCAGGAGCCAGAGUUUUUGAAUACCUUGUCAUCCAGCCCACCAUUCCAGUGACCGGUGGCACUCAAAUGCCCCUUGAGAACAUUCAUGGACAAGUUGAUUUUAAGAAUGUUACUUUUUCCUACCCUACACGGCCCACACAAACAGUUCUUAAAGACUUCACCUUGUCAAUGCCGGCAGGUAAGAUGGUUGCCCUGUGCGGAAGCAGUGGUGCAGGGAAGUCUACAGUAGCGGCAUUGUUGGAACGCUUUUAUGACGUGGAUAGUGGGUGCAUUUCUGUUGAUGGUCAUGAUAUCACCAGUCUGGAUCCAACAUGGCUGAGGGGAGCUGUGAUCGGGUUUAUUCAUCAGGAACCUGUGCUGUUUGCCACAUCAGUGUUAGAAAACAUACGGUAUGGCCGACCAGAUGCAACAGAUGAAGAGGUGCUGGCUGCAGCACAACAAGCAAAUGCUGAUGGUUUUAUUAAAGGUUUCCCUGAGGGUUAUAAUACUGUCCUAGGAGAGAGAGGCGUAACUGUAUCAGGUGGACAAAAACAACGAAUUGCAAUUGCUCGAGCAUUGUUAAAAAACCCUGCCAUUCUCAUUUUAGAUGAAGCAACAAGUGCUUUGGAUGCAGAAUCUGAACGUGUUGUACAGGAUGCUCUGGAUAAAGUCACAAAAGGUCGCACCGUUGUAGUGAUUGCACACAGACUUAGUACAAUACAGAAUGCAGAUGUGAUUGUUGUUCUUUCACAUGGUAACAUAAAAGAGGUGGGAACACAUCAAGAAUUGAUGUCUAGAAAUGGCCUUUAUGCCGACCUUGUACGCCGACAAAUGCAAGACCAGGAUUAGCUGCACACCUGUGAACUUCAACACCCUUCGUUUUCUUACACGUACUUGUACACUAGAUAGAUGAAAAACUUAAUUGGUUAAUGUUUUUGAGAAGCUUCUUCAAGAAUUACAUCCACUGAAAUGGCUGCAAAAAUUUUUGGAAGUUACCAGUAUUUGAAUUUAAUGUUCACCAAAACAUCACACGAUGCCUGCUUUUAACACUAGCAUUAAUUGUUUUUUAGUUGCAUGUUAAUUAUUUUCAAGACCCCCACUAGCAAUAAAAUUUAAAAAAAACUUGAUUAUUGGAUAACAGGGAUAAUACAAUUAAAAUGUUUUUUGUUGUUGUUGUUUGGCUCAGCUUUAUUUUGGGGGCGUUUUUAAUAAAGUAAUAAUUAUUAUUCCGCUCGCACUUGAUAGAUAUGAGAUGAUCAUACUGAAGUGUGGCAGCUCUUGUAAGCUUGUAAUUCUCUUCAUUGUUAGCAGCUGUUAUUGUUUCAGGGCUAGGGACAUUGUUUCUGUUGUUUGUUCUAUUGUUCUCUCAAAGGGUAGCAAGCUGUUCAUGUGAGACCUGAUGAGAGCUGUUACAUCACCCUGAUCAUAGCCAACUCCCCAGUAUGCACCUUGUUGGCUACCGUAUCUAUCAUCUUACAUCUAAUGCGCACUCAUGAAAUAAUAAUGUUAAUUAUACAAUGUCUGGUAUACUUGUACUAUUCAAAAGAAUGAUAGCAGGCUAUUUUAAUAUUUUUAUUUUACUCUAUAUAGAAAGCAAAAACUACAUGUAAGAAAAAAUAUCGUGGAAACCUGCUAAUGGUAUUUUUAAUUUGACGACAUUUUCAUUUAAUACUUACCUUGUACAUGUAAUUCACACUUGUGAAACAUUUUUUGAGUUGCUGUACAUGUGUGUAUAAAUGGCAUUUACUUCAAAUGUUGCCAACUUUACUGAAAACAUUAAAAUAAAUAUGCAAGGUUUUGAUUCAAUCUGUU
Molecule: messenger RNA, 4846 nt
Organism: Orbicella faveolata
Lineage: Eukaryota; Metazoa; Cnidaria; Anthozoa; Scleractinia; Merulinidae
Product: mitochondrial potassium channel ATP-binding subunit-like
Biological process (GO): oligopeptide export from mitochondrion
Cellular component (GO): mitochondrial inner membrane
Molecular function (GO): ABC-type oligopeptide transporter activity; ATP binding; ATP hydrolysis activity
Source: RefSeq, a predicted model, not a curated record